UAAUUGCACCUCAGGCCCACCUUUAUGUAAAAUUGACCAAUCGUUGCCCGGGAUGGGGACUUCCGCCAUGGAGACGGAGCAUGUCCAUUGUACGAGGUGUUCUGAAAGAGUGCCGCGAUUGUUGAGGUGCAGGCUUUGAAAUACGUGAUUUCUUCAAAGUUGUGUAAUCUCUCGUGGCCGGUUGUCGCCUUUUAUCCCGGAAUCGUGUGAAAUUGUUGUGAUAUGUGACUCUUAGGGAAAGGUAACGGGUCUGUUACAGGGACAAACAGUGGCGGUCUCACCAUAGGAAUUUGUUCGUUAGCGGCUGCUCAGCCACCUUGCGGUCCUGCUAGCACUGGAGCUAACUAACGGUAACGGCAGCGGUUUUAUGGUGUGAAUCUGCGGGAAUAUGUCUUUAACCAGAGGUUGUCGCGUUUCGACAUAAGUCGCCGGAGUCGGGAUUAAACAUCGAGAGCUGUUAGCUUGCAAACUAGCCACUUAGCCGAGCUAGCUAGCUAUCGCUAAAGGAUUGUCUUUCACAAAAGGGCAACGCGUGAACAAGAGACUUGGUAACUGAUCUAACGCCGGUUCUUGGGUGAUUUUUUUUAAUCGUUUGGGCUAUAGCACAAAUAGCAUUAAAGUCGUGCAGAAUGAAUGGGUUCAGCACAGAGGAAGACAGCCACGAUGGACCGCCUGCUCCGCCGUUUUAUGGACAGAGCUGCUGUCUGAUCGAAGACGGAGAGCGCUGCGGCCGGUCAGCUGGAAACGCCUCCUUCAGCAAGAGGAUCCAGAAAAGCAUAUCGCAGAAGAAACUCAAACUGGACAUUGACAAGAGUGUGCGGCACCUGUACAUCUGUGACUUCCAUAAGAAUUUCAUCCAGAGUGUCCGCAACAAGAGGAAGAGGAAGACCAGUGAUGAUGGAGGAGAGUCCCCGGACCACGAUGUGGAGGUUCCUGAGGUGGACCUUUUCCAGCUGCAGGUGAACACAUUGAGACGCUACAAGCGACACUACAAGCUGCAGACCAGACCUGGACUCAACAAGGCCCAGCUGGCAGAGACGGUGAGUCGUCACUUCAGGAAUAUCCCGGUGAACGAGAAGGAGACGCUGACCUACUUCAUUUACAUGGUGAAGAGCAGCAAGAGCCGCUUGGACCAGAAAGGCGACGGCGGCAAACCGCUGGACUAAACUUCCCCCCCAACACGGCAGCAGUAGCUCCAACAACUGCAGCUUUUCACAGAACGUGGACACCACUAACAGCAACAGCAGCCAAACCAGCUCCUGCAGCUCCCAUCUCCCUCCCAGAGCACAAACUCUUGUUGUCCCUAGAGGACUUUUGACUGACCUGGAGAACUGAGGGCAGGAUGAGUUUUGUCCUCUUCACAUUAAAAACUGCCUCUGUGCAUGUUGUCACACCCGCAUUUUCUCUCCCACUCGUCCGAUAAAGACUGUCAAGGACCAGGACUCACUCCAUGGGGCUUCGCACCGUUGGGCUGUCCACAUGUACAAAAGAACAGCGUCUGGUCUUAAGUAACUCAGUUGAAUGCAAUGUACAAUAUAGCUGCCUUAAGAAUGAACACGAGUUUCUCUAAUUCUUUUUUUCUUUGCCGGUUUGACUGUUAACAUCAAGAGGAGUGAUUGUGCCAAACAGGAACGUGUGCUGGAAUUGAGUGAUGACUGGGAACUUUUUCUCUCUUAUUUUUCUUUUCUUUUUUUUUCAUUGUUUUUUUUUGUUGUUAUUGUGAAUGAAUGAUUGGAAAAGGGUGCCACCUUUGCUGAGGUUAUGUCAAACACAGGGGCUCAGGAUCAGUGUCCUCUCAGUAACGUCUAUAAGAGCUGAUCUGACCUUUAAUCGAUCGCCCGUUUCCAGACCCGCUCUCCUCCUCCUCUUCCUCCUCCUCCUCCUACUCCUCCUCCUCCUUCUCGCUUGCCGUUUUAUGAACAGACACAUACUGAGUUUUCCUCUGUGCGUCGUCGCAGGUGUUGGUCGCUGAUCUCAUUUCUUUCUUUGUAACCCAGUUUUCUUCUCUUUAGUUCAGCCUUAAGUUGUACAAAGUGUUGUUUGUCUGCAUGUCUGAUUAGAUUUUUUUUUCCACCUCAUGUGGAAUGAGUGUGUGUGUGUGUGUGUUAGAGAGAAUGACUUAGGCCUGUUAGAGUAAUUAUUAGCUGUCAUUUUAAUAUUUAAGAGCAGCGUUUGUAGUGGACAGUGUCUCAGCUCCUGAUUUGAUACUGAAGCUGGCUGGGUUGACGGACGCCUUUCCUACUUACCAGCCAGCAACAAUCACGGUUUUAGUGGAAGUUGUCUGCACUGUCUUCUGUUUUUAUUUCCUGAAUGAAAUAAUUGUGCAGAUUCGUCCCCAAAAUGUCUGUAGAGGUCCAACCUGAAAGGGGAAUCAAACUAUAACUAAGUUGUUAUUGUUUUUUUUGUUUGUUUGUUUUAGUCAGGUUGUGUUUAUGGAACCCAGUCAACAGAGUAAAUGCUGGCACUGAACAUUUCUGCCAACCAGGAACUGUGUUGAAAUUUUAUUUUUCAGUUUCAGUGCUUCUGGUCUGGUUAGGUUUCAGAAAAGUUUUGCCUUUACUCGAAACUCCUGACAUCUUGUUCAAAAUGUCUCAAAAUGUGGCUUCUCUGCCUGGAGUCACCGCCAGCCUCACAAACAUGAAAUGUUGACCAUAACAUGUCUGUGGUUUGCAGAAACGGGAAGUGGCAUCAUUUUAUUCUGCCGACUCGGCUGCUUUCUGAUCAUCUUAAGUCCUUACAAGGUUUACAUAUGUAUGUAUGUGUGACCUUUUCUUUAUUAAUCUCGAUUCCUCACAUGUUUCACAAGCCGUGAGGGGACGUGACCCCACUUAACAUGACGCAUUCAGUGUGAUGUCUCUUCAACAAGUUCGUUUAAAUCCUUAAACAAAACGACUUCUGGUUUUACGUUUUCUCAAAACUCCUCCUCCUGCAUUUUUUUAGGUUGAACACUGUUUUUGAAACUCUUUGUCCUCUUUCACACAUUGUUCUUAUGUAUAUGUCCACCACACUCACACACACACACACACACUUUGACUGGGUUAUUUCUUUUUUUUGUUUUUUUUUUUAUUUUUGCAUCUAUUUUCAGUUUUCCUCAUAGGUUUGUUAGUGUCAUGUAGAUAAACGCCCAACUUUAUUAACACGUAGGCCAGGCCACAUUAACCUUGUUAAUUGUUGUAUUAGAAAAAAAAACAUAUUUAAAUAUGGCUGCUUAUUGCUCCUGAUGAUGAUGAUGAUGAUAAUUAUAAUAAAUGUAUUGUACAGGCA
Scatophagus argus is the source of this 3264-nucleotide messenger RNA. It is a transcript of the gene sap30l, whose product is annotated as sap30-like. The record is from RefSeq and is a predicted model, not a curated record. Gene Ontology annotation, cellular component: histone deacetylase complex. The transcript is spliced from 4 exons. Bases 630 to 1166 code for a protein of 178 amino acids. Gene Ontology annotation, biological process: regulation of DNA-templated transcription. Gene Ontology annotation, molecular function: protein binding; transcription coregulator activity. NCBI's taxonomy places the organism in Eukaryota, Metazoa, Chordata, Actinopteri, Scatophagidae.